This is a messenger RNA of Staurois parvus, 497 nucleotides long. The record is from the annotation of a GenBank genome assembly. Lineage: Eukaryota; Metazoa; Chordata; Amphibia; Anura; Ranidae.
ACUGCGCAUGCGUGGCUCCGGGAGCGAACAGCGUGGCGAUCGGCGAUACGCUGUGUCCCUCAGACACAGCAGAUCACCGAUCCAUGGAAAGAGCCGAAGAUGUCGGCUCGGUCAUGUGAUCAGCUGUGUCCAAUCACAGCUGAUCACAUGGCACUGAUGAUCAGUGUGCCCUGAUGAUGUGUGUAGCCCCAGCAGUGCCACCUGUCAGUGUCCAUCAGUGCCAGCUGUCAGUGCUCAUCCAUGCCACCUGCCAGUGCCCAUCAAUGCCACAUUUCAGUGCCUACCAGUGCACAUUAAUGCCACAUAUCAGUGCCCAUCUGAGCUGCCUUUCAGUGUCACCCAUUAGUGCCAGUCAGUGCCACCUAUCAAUGCCAAUCAGUGCCACCUAUCAGUGCUGCAAAUCAGUGCCACCUAUCACUGCCAGUCAGUGCCACCUAUCAGUGCCUCCUAUCAGUGCCAUAUAUGAGUGCUGCCUUUCAGUGCCCAUCAGUGAUUCC